Molecule: messenger RNA, 4538 nt
Organism: Erpetoichthys calabaricus (reedfish)
Lineage: Eukaryota; Metazoa; Chordata; Cladistia; Polypteriformes; Polypteridae
Gene: rad50
Product: RAD50 homolog, double strand break repair protein
Exons: 26
Coding region: 124-4059 (1311 amino acids)
Biological process (GO): double-strand break repair; telomere maintenance via recombination; chromosome organization involved in meiotic cell cycle
Cellular component (GO): Mre11 complex; condensed nuclear chromosome; nucleus
Molecular function (GO): single-stranded telomeric DNA binding; G-quadruplex DNA binding; double-stranded telomeric DNA binding
Source: RefSeq, a predicted model, not a curated record
GUGACAGUUGGCGCGUUAAUAGUAUUCACUGACGCAGAUUUGGGAUACAAGUUUGAAAGUGGUGCCAAAGGAAAGCACUGAGAGGCAGCGGAACAUCAAGAGCUUGUCACAUAAACUGUCGUCAUGUCUAAAAUAGAAAAAAUGAGUAUUCUUGGAGUGAGGAGUUUUGGAAUAGAAGAUAAAGAUAAGCAAGUGAUAUCAUUCUUCAGUCCCUUAACUGUUUUAGUUGGACCCAAUGGAGCUGGGAAAACAACUAUUAUUGAAUGCCUGAAAUACAUCUGCACUGGUGAUUUUCCCCCUGGGUCUAAGGGAUUCACAUUCGUUCAUGAUCCGAAGGUUGCUCAUGAGACGGAUGUGAGAGCCCAGAUUCGCCUGCAGUUUAGAGACGUAAAUGGGGAGCUGGUAGCUGUACAGAGGUCAAUGGUUUGCACUCAGAAAGGCAAGAAAACAGAAUUUAAAACACUGGAGGGAGUUAUCACUAGAAUAAAGCAUGGAGAAAAGGUUAGCCUCAGUUCAAAAUGCGCUGAAAUUGAUAGGGAAAUGAUAAGUGCCUUAGGUGUCUCCAAAGCUGUUUUGGGCAAUGUUAUUUUCUGCCAUCAAGAAGACUCCAACUGGCCCCUUAGUGAAGGGAGAGCCUUGAAACAGAAGUUUGAUGAAAUUUUUUCUGCAACAAGAUAUAUCAAAGCCUUGGAGACAUUGAGACAAGUGAGACUGAAACAACUUACCCAAGUUAAAGAAUGCCAGUUAGAGCUAAAAUACCUAAAACAAAAUAAAGAAAAAUCACAAGAAAUUAAGGACUUAUUGCUUGCCAAGGAGACCCAGCUAGCAGCAUCUAGAGCAAAUGUGAAGUCCAUAGAAGCCCAAAUAGAACCAUUAGAGAGUCGCCUUGUAACCAUUGAAGAAAAUUUGGGAAAAGUAAUGAAACUUGACAAUGACAUAAAAGCUUUAGACAGCAGAAAGAAGCAAAUGGAAGAGGACAACCAAGAGUUGGAAGAGAAGAUGGAACAGGUUUUUCAAGGAACAGAUGAGCAGCUUAGAGAUAUGUACCAGAAUCAUCAAAGAACAGUAAGGGAGAAGGAACGUCGGUUGAAUGACUGCCAGCGUGAACUAGAGCGAAGCGGUAGAGAGUGUCAACGAUUAAAUCAUCAGAAGUCUGACCUGUUAGUAGAACAAGGUCGUCUUCAGCUACUUGCUGACCGUCAUCAGAACUCUAUCAAAAGUAGAGAUGCAUGUGUUGUCGGUCUUGCAAGCCAACUUGAAAUGGAUGGAUAUGAAAAAACACCUUUCAAUGAACGGCAAUUAAGAAGUUUUCAUGCUCAAGUGAAACAGAGGCUAGAGAAAGAAGUUGAGGAGGCUGAUCAAAGAAAGAGAGAUUUUCAAGAGAAAGAAAACCUGAAACAAACCUCAAUAGAUGAGAUACGAGACAAAAAGACUGGACUGCAACGAACAAUAGAUCUGAAACAGGACAUUCUGCUGAAAAAGCAACGUGAGCUUAAAGUAGUCAAGGAAGACCUACAAAAAUUAGAGGGAUCUUCAGAUCGCCUUCAAGAACUGGAACAGGAACUUGUGAAAGCAGAACAUGAAUUAAAGAGCUGCUUAGAAAGUUCUAAUGUAGAAGUCUUAAAAGUGGAAGUCACUGAAUUGCAGAGUGAAAAAUCAGAACUUGACCGGGCCCAGCGCAAACUUGACAAUGAAAUGGAAUUACUAAAUGCACACACCACGGCAAGAACUCAGAUGGAUAUGCUUAAAAAAGAGAAGGUUGACAAAGAAGAACAGAUUCGGAAAAUCAAAUCAAGGCACAGCGAGGACUUGAUUUCACUUAUUGGAUAUUUUCCAAAUAAAAAACAGCUAGAAGACUGGUUAUAUACAAAAAGCAAAGAAGUGCAAGACAGUAGAGAAAAACUAAAUAAACUGAACAAAGAACUUGCUUCAGGAGAGCAGAGUAAAAGCCAUAUUAGUUCAGACAUCAAAAACAAAGAACAACAACUGGCAGACUUGGAAGAAAAGCUGUUUGAUACUUUGGGAACACAGGAGUUUGAAUCAGGCCUUGGCAAAUUACAGGAUGACAUUGAUAAGUAUUCAAAACAAAGAGCUAUGCUUGCAGGAGCUACUGCUGUAUAUACACAGUUUAUUAAACAGCUGACUGAGGAAUCGGAACCCUGCUGUCCAGUGUGCCAACGAACUUUUCCAUCUGAAAAUGAUUUGGCGGAUGUGAUCAGUGAUCUACAGUGUAAACUUCGACUUGUUCCUGACAAACUGAAAAACACUGAGAGUGACCUUAAGAGACAGGAGCGAAAGAGAGAUGAUAUGAUAGCACUUAAACCAAUAAGACAGCAAAUAUGUGAUUUAAAAGAAAAAGAUCUGCCUGAACUACGCAACAAGCUACAGAAUGUGAACCGAGACAUUGAGCGCUUAAAGAAGGAUAUUGAAGAAGAAUAUAUGUUGCAGACAACCCUCAUUUCUGAAGAAGAUACAGCUAAAGUUUGCCUUCAGGACAUUUCUUUAAUGGACAGAUUCCAAAUAGAUCUAAGAGAAGUGGAACGAAGAAUUGCACAGCAAGCAGCCAAACUGCAAGGAGUAGAUUUGAACCGCACUAUCCAGCAAGUUAACCAAGAGAAACAGGAAACUCAGCAUAAAAUUGACACUACAUCAAGCAAAAUUGAGCUUAAGCGGAAAAUGAUCCAGGAUCAGCAAGAACAAAUUCAAUUGUUCAAAAGCAAUGUUAACGAGAUUAAAGCUGAAAAGUUGACAAUUUCCAGCAAUAUGCAACACCAGCAACAGCUAGAAGAUCAAUGUGCUGAACUUUCAACAGAAAUACAGUCUUUCUUUAGAGAAAUAAGGGAAGCCAAGGAACAGCUCUCUCCUCUAGCCAUAACUCUGGAUAAACUUCAGCAAGAAAAACAAGAUCUCUUGCAACGGAAGAAUCAACACAAUGAUGAGUCCAUGGAAAAGAUUAACACUAUGAAGGAGAAGAUUAAUAAAAUCAACCUGUUCGAAAAGGAAAUUGAAAAGUAUAUUGCUGAAGGAAAACAAGAAUACAAGGAGCAAAAGGAGACAGAACUACAAGAAACUAAUUUACAGUUACGAGAUGCAGAAAGUCAAAAGGAGAAGAUCAGCAAAGAAAUGGCAAACAUUAGACAAGACAUUGAUACACAGAAGGUCCAAGAAAGAUGGUUACAGGAUAACUUGACACUGCGAAAGCGAACUGAAGAGCUUAACGUCGUUGCAGAGAAAAGGGGGGAACUUCUGAAAGAAAUGGGGAAUAUGCAAGUAGUGCAGUUAAGAAAAGAACACCGUGACCUAGAAAGCAAAAUAGAAGAAUUAAAGAAGAAUCGAAGUUUGGCAAUUGGCAGGCAAAAAGGUUUUGAGGAAGAGAUUAUUCAUUGUAAAAAAGAACUGCGGGACCCCCAAUACAAAGAUGCUGAUGAAAAGUUUAGAGAAAGGAUGAUUGUUAUGAGAACAACCGAACUGGCAAACAAGGAUUUGGAUAUCUACUACAAGGCGCUUGAUCAGGCAAUAAUGAAAUUUCAUAGUAUGAAGAUGGAAGAAAUCAACAAAAUAAUUCGUGACCUAUGGAGAAGCACAUAUAGGGGACAAGAUAUUGAAUAUGUUGAAAUCCGUUCUGAUGCUGAUGAAAAUAUUUCAACUGACAAAAGAAGAACAUAUAAUUACCGUGUUGUAAUGGUCAAGGGUGACACAGCACUGGAUAUGAGAGGACGAUGUAGUGCUGGACAGAAGGUUCUUGCUUCCCUUAUUAUUCGACUUGCUUUGGCUGAGACCUUUUGCCUAAACUGUGGUAUACUAGCUUUGGAUGAGCCUACGACAAAUCUAGAUCGAGAGAACAUUGAAUCCCUUGCACAUGCCUUAGUUGAGAUAAUAAAGAGUCGAUCACAGCAGCGCAACUUUCAGUUGUUGAUUAUCACCCAUGAUGAAGACUUUGUGGAGCUUUUGGGCCGUUCAGAGUAUGUGGAACAUUUCUAUAGGAUUAGAAAGAAUAUUGAUCAGUGUUCAGAGAUUAUGAAAUCUAGUGUUCAAUCUCUCAGUUCAUAUGUUCAUUAAAUAUAUUUAAUAGAACAAUAUCUCAAUGAAAAGUUUAACUGUAAAUUUUAAAAUUUGUGAAGAAAUAUGAAAGACUCUGUUUGCCUUUAUUUCAUUUCACCCUCUGCCCUGUUUUGGUUACCUGUAAAUCGUAAAAAGGACUAAAUACUAUAAAAUAUUAAUACAUUAAUACAAUCAUUUGAAAAUGUUUAUUAUAUCUUUAACAGACACAUUGAUAUUUAGGAUUGUAUACUACCUAAUCCUGGAAAUAUCUAAUACAGAUUUUUUUUUGGAGAAAGAAUCUAUUAUUGGCAGAGCCUUACCCUGCCAUUUAUAUGAAUGUAACUUAAGUUGAAUAAUUGUAUUUUAUUAGAAUGGACGGUUCCUAUAUCAGUAUAUAAAUCUAAUUUUGUUUUUUUUUAUUGUUAAAACAUUAUUCAAGUUUAAAGUUACUUGUCAUAGUAAAUGUAUGAAAAAAUAAUCAGUGAUUCUUGCCAUUU